AUGGUAUAUCUUACCCAGGUCGUUUACCAAACAGAUGUCGGGACGUCAUCCAAUAAGGCCGUUCUGCUAGGACAUACCCCCCCAGCGUUGGAAAGCGACCAGGCGCAGCAUUCGAUCGCGUUGCUCACACCCGCUGUUACCACCAGAUGGGAAGGCGAGAGUGGGGUAUAUGACAAGAAGUGCCGGGUUAAGAAGCUGAAUAAUGCAUCUUGGAGUUUCUUGGAGCCUGUGAAGCCGUCGCCGUAUGUUAGACCAUGGACGAUUGCGAGGGACUAUGGACUAGUCAACGGGAUGUUUCUUGGUGGGAAGAUAGGUUAG
Molecule: messenger RNA, 318 nt
Organism: Aspergillus mulundensis
Lineage: Eukaryota; Fungi; Ascomycota; Eurotiomycetes; Eurotiales; Aspergillaceae
Exons: 1
Coding region: 1-318 (105 amino acids)
Source: RefSeq, a predicted model, not a curated record